Messenger RNA from Alternaria rosae, 699 nucleotides. RefSeq lists its product as uncharacterized. The transcript has a single exon. The coding region runs from base 384 to 605 and encodes 73 amino acids. The record is from RefSeq and is a predicted model, not a curated record. NCBI's taxonomy places the organism in Eukaryota, Fungi, Ascomycota, Dothideomycetes, Pleosporales, Pleosporaceae.
UGCUCCCUAUUGACUCUGGAAAACUUCCUAUCGUGUCGCUCGUCCACCGGCUUUGAGCGGGCCGUUGUGCCUUCAUCCGUGAUCUUCCCGAAACGCCUUUCGUAUAUGCCAACCAGCAAUGUUGCAAAGACGCUUAGCCAUAUCGUCGUGCUCAUCCAUCUUGCCACCCGCAUUAGCCGGCACUGCGUUCACCAGAAAACUUUGUUAGAAUAUCUGCACCUACAAGGAAUGCGUUCCUACCUCGCGGCCUGCAGCGCUUCACUGUGCCACCCAACCCCUGGCCGCUGAGUGACCAGUAGGAUGUAUCCCAUGAGACCCAAAGGGACGGUUGCGGGAUCCUUCAUCGGACAUAUCCCGUAAGUAACUCUUGCUGCUGAUUCGCAAUGGUAGCUGGCUUGGUUCUAGAAUUCUGCGUCUUUAUGUUCGCUGCACAAUUAGUGCGAAAGCUGGCGACCUGCACUGUACCUAUUCGCCGUACAGUUUUAAUCGGUUCCAAAGACCUGGGAUACAGGAUCAAGCCUGUUUUAUUUUUCUAUCGGUCAGGUAUUCGCUGGAGUGCCCUGCAAUCCUUCUUUCAUAUCACACUUUGCCGUAGACGUGCAUGAUGAUUCCCUUCCCACUGUCAUCAAACACGAACAGAGAGAUUCAUAGGUGUUAGUGACGACAGGGUGUCUCUAGAUGAAGUACCCGUUAUGGAUG